Cotesia glomerata is the source of this 4348-nucleotide messenger RNA. Its product is annotated as pleckstrin homology domain-containing family G member 5-like. The coding region runs from base 411 to 4073 and encodes 1220 amino acids. Gene Ontology annotation, molecular function: guanyl-nucleotide exchange factor activity. Gene Ontology annotation, cellular component: plasma membrane; axon; endocytic vesicle. Gene Ontology annotation, biological process: Rho protein signal transduction; endothelial cell migration. The record is from RefSeq and is a predicted model, not a curated record. NCBI's taxonomy places the organism in Eukaryota, Metazoa, Arthropoda, Insecta, Hymenoptera, Braconidae. The transcript is spliced from 21 exons.
GAAAUAAUUAUUAAAGAAAAUUAAAUUAAAAAAUUUAUAAGCUCGAUAUAAAUGAACGUAGUUGUUUUUGAAUUGACAAUCUAGCUCUAAUAGUAGUGUGUCAGAGUUGAGUACGUAUGACUAAUUAAUAACGACAACAAGAACCAUGUAUUAGUCUAUUAUAUAUUGAUACGUAUGUACGGAUGUGUAUGUAUAUAUGUAUAUUAUAUAGUUAUACUUGCACUUAUAUUUUACACGUAAAGUUAUUAAUCUACACAUAAAGUGAAGCAGUGUUGAGUUAUGAGUUAUGAGUGUGUAUUUUUAUUAUAUUAUACAAAAGUUUGAUAGCGAUAUCAGAUUGUGAUGUUGUCAAUACUACAAGUGCAGUCAAGUGUUUUAAGUGCAUCGUAACAACUACAAUUAUUUUCAAGAUGACUCUAAAAAAAGAGGGAGAAAAAAAGAAAACCACUAAGAAGACAAAUAAACCUAAAAAAAGUAAAGUUUGCCCGACUAUUGACGAGACUAAAAAUGGAACUGGCGAUAAGAAUGAUACUACGGCUCAUUCACCAAAAAGUUCAGCGGAUCAAAAUCCACCUGACGCGGGUGAACGCGCUGGUAACAGUAAGCUUGAUCGUAAACCGUCUCUGAGACGUAUAUUGGGAGCUUUUAUUCGAGAGAGCGCUGACUUACCAUCUGUAAUUAACCGAGGCUUUCAGCCGAUACGGAGAAGCUUUAGCUUCAACAAGGAUCUACAUCGCGUUUACGAGAAUACCCACCCGCAGGAGUACGGUAGGAUACGCAAUGCUCAGUGGUACAACAGUUUGUGUUCUUUGGCUGAAGUUGAUUCUAAAGAUGAAGGUGGACAAGUUGCUACUAAGAAGAAUGGUUUUGAUGAUGAUUUUGAAAAAUGUCAAGUUUCGAGGACUCAUAGUUUUUUGGAUAAUUCUACCGUUACCAGAAGAAGACCAAAAACCUCCGAGCAGUUUACUUAUGGACGGCACAGUGAUUAUUAUGACUCUGCUAUUGAUCUAAGUAAGCCGCCGUUCGAAGCGUGCAGUUUGCCAGUUUUAACGCAUUUAACCAAAGAGAAAGAUGACGUGGAAGCGGAACCAGUGCAAACUUGCAGAAGAGAGAGUAAUAGAGGCUGGAACGGAUGGGGAAUAUUAAGAUCAAGUGCGCGAAAUUCGUUGCUACGCCUGAACACCUCCAGCAGCACCACUGGAUUCCAGGAACCGUCAGAUUACUCAGUACGCUCAAGAUCUUUGAGCCAACUUGACAUGCUGGAUACUGGAGAACACGGUAAUAUGUCAGGUGGGACUACAACUCAGCAUCAACUGACAGCAUCGCAUCAGCAUCGGUAUCAAAAUCCACCUGUGCCACCGCUGCUUUUUUCUCCAAAUCCCACUACGGACACUAAUCCAAGAUUUUUGGUGCCAAGUUUGACGUCGACAGACACUUGCACGUCAAAUCGCACUCGACACAAGCUUUCACGUUCUCAGGUUUCUAGCAGCGAGUACUUUAGUGUAAGCUUUGAAGUGAAUGACGACACUAAUUCUCUUGAGCGUGAGGAAUUUUUACCUGCUUCAAAAGGAACAUAUUUAGCUGAAAUUCUUGGCGCAGCUUGCGAUCGUCGAGGCAUUGAUCCGGCUCGUGUAGACGUGUUUCUAGAUGCUUUUUCUACACCUCUGCCAAUUCAUACAACCGAAACAUCGUGCUUGGGAGGUAGACAUUUACGAGUCACUGCCAAAGACGAAAAAGUAACAUCAUCACGUACAGCAAGCCAAAAAAGCAAUCAAAAUGUUUUGUUACGCAAAGCUGGAGGAAGCUAUCGAGGUCGCAGCGGUCGUUUUUUCAGCAUAUCCACGGAGGACUCUAGUAUGGAUUCAGAGAUGAUACCUGGAGGUAUGCUGACAACUGGGAAAAACACGUCUGGUAGCAGUUCUGUAUCUAGUGGAGCGGCGGGUCUUAAAGCUAGCAAGCAAAGGUGGAGCGGUUUCUUCACAAACACCAAAGGAACCAAAAUGGAAUUGCUAGUGGAGCAGCUUAAUAGUUAUACGAAAUAUGGCGUAUCACGUUUACCAGAAAUUCAGCUUCCAUACGAUCUCAUUGCAAAUGAGCAAGAACUUAUUUAUUCACUGGAAGAAGAUUGGCAAGAUAUUGUUGAGAGUUGGGAUUGUUUGACUGAGAAACAGCAGCAGCAACAAACGGCACUUUGGGAGCUGGCUCAAACAGAGCUGGCUUAUAUAAAAACUCUUAAAGUCGUGGCAGAUCUUUUUAUGGCUUGUCUGUGUAGUCUUCAGGCUUCGAAUAUUUUAACAGAAGUUGACCGCACGAAGCUGUUUAGCAAUAUUCCCGAUAUCUACACAGCAAAUCGUUACUUUUGGAGCGAACAUGUAUUGAGGAUGGUUAAUGCUACACGGACAACUGGCAACCCACUCGAUCCAGGUCAUCUCCUUCAAGGUUUUGAAAUAUUUGAACAAACUUUUGCACCCUACACGAGAUACUGCUCCGAGCAAAGCAAGUGUCAGCAGUAUUGUCGUGAUCGGCUUAAUGACAACGAAUUAUUUACGGCCUAUUUAGUGUGGUGUGAAACUCAAAAAGACUGCAAUCGUUUGAGGCUCUUAGAUAUUUUGGUGAAACCGAUGCAGCGAUUGACUAAAUAUUCAUUACUUCUUAAGGCCGUAUUAAAAAAUACUGAAGAUGAGGAGCAGCGCUCUGAAUUAGCUUUAAUGAUUAAAUACGUUGAUAAUUUUGUGGCAUCGGUGAAUGCCGCAUUACGGAGAUCCGAAGAGACCGCUAGAUUAGCUAGCGCAGCAACACGGUUAGAUUGUUAUGAUGUUGUGGAAACUCGAGACGAAGAGCUCGAGAAAUUAGUUAAAUCGUACUGUAAUCUUGAUAUUACAUCUGCGCUAAUGCCCGGCUGUCCAAAAGAUUCACUGAGGACACUGUUACGUGAAGGUGACUUUAAAUUACGAGACUCAGCAACGAGUAAAACGGAGGUUCACGCUUUUCUCAUGACUGAUAUGCUACUGCUGUGUAAAACAUCGACUAAAAAAACAUCUAGCAGCGGUAGUUCCGGGGGUGCUGCUGGCAAUUUAAAAGUAAUAAGACAACCGUACGUUGUUGAUCGCUUACGUAUUCAUGAACUAAAGGAAUCUUCCAGUUUUGGGUUAGUUUAUUUAAAUGAAUACGGAGUUGCCACUGCAGCAUUUAUUUUAUCUGCGAGUGAGCCUAAACUUGCUAAGUCGUGGAUAGAAUCUCUGCGUAAAUCUCAACAACAGUUUGCAAUAAUGAAGAUUCCACCACUCGGUGAAAUUCCGCCCACGGCGAUUGUAAGCAGACAAGCAAGCACGUAUUUGGGAGACGGUGACUUUGAAUUGGAAGACAAUGAAAUGCUACCAAGAACACCUCGGGGUAGCAGUCGAGCUUCGCGUGUUAGCAGUUUAGCACAUAGUCACAGUGGAAGUAUAGAAAUGGAAGGUGUUUCUCCUGGUGGAAGUAGUUUUCUGCCAAGUUAUAAUCAAAGUAGGAAUGUCAGCGUUGAUACUAAUGAACCACCCCACGGAUCCAGUAUCUCAUCAGAAGAAGGUGGCGAACUUGGCGUAACUCAUAAUCACAGGCCGCUUCAAAUUAGACGAUCGCUGUUGAGUAAAUCACCAACUCCAAACACUCUGAGCGUUCAAGUGCCUGCGUACUCAUGCCUUGGCCAAUCUCUACCCAAUUUAACGCUUGCUACAUCACCACAAACUUCGACAGUUUCACCAACACCACCUAAUUCACUUCUAAUCGUUCCGCAAAUUACCAAGAGCAAGGAUACACUACUGUCUCCAGGACAUAGAGGUAUUUCAUACCCACCUCCGUCGCCACCGCGCGGAGCAUUACGACGUGCGUUUGCUAUUCCUCAAUCACGGAAUCCCCCUUUAAUAAAAACAAGGCACGUAAAUGCGUCUGUAGCAGUGCCUGUACAAUCGACCGUAAGUUUUGAUACCGAAGCGAUUGAAGAGAGACGCAGAAGGUUGGAAUCUGCUCAGCGUACACCCUCAUUCAAUAGUGGUUCUGUUAAAGAAGAAAAAAGAAGCGAAGAAAAUCGAUGAAAUGUCUUUAUCCUUUGAGAGGAUAUUGCUAUUUUAUAGCCGAGAGUGUGAAAGGGCAAAAAGCUCAUUCAUCAGAGGCUUGACGGUUUUGGGAUACCGCAUACUUCAAGUAAAAGCUAUUUUUUACAUUGUAACGGCGGCAUUUUUUUUUACUCUUGAUUAAAUUGUUUUCGUACACACAUAUAGGGGCCACUUUAAAUCAACGUAAAUUUUCAAGUUUAUAUUGAAGACUAUAAAAAUUAUUAUUGUUGUUGUUAUUAUUAUUAUUACUAUUA